AUGGAAUCACUGGAUUGGAUUGGGAGAAGUAUACGAGUUAAUGGGAGAUCCCUAUCAAACCGUCGCUUUGCGGACGAUGUUGUUCUCUUCUUGAGGCCCUACGUAUAUCUCGGGUCGAUGGACCUGGAGAACGAUUUAAAAGAAGAAUUGAGCGGGAGGCAAAAAGCAGCUUGGGCCGCCUUUCGGCGCGUAAAGGAAGCCGCAGACCAACUCGGACCCAAAGCUCCGAGCCCACCUAUUCGCUUCAACCGCUCGCUUUGCGUUCUGUCACGCAGCAGACUGGCCUGA
Strongylus vulgaris is the source of this 288-nucleotide messenger RNA. The record is from the annotation of a GenBank genome assembly. NCBI's taxonomy places the organism in Eukaryota, Metazoa, Nematoda, Chromadorea, Rhabditida, Strongylidae.